Molecule: messenger RNA, 1798 nt
Organism: Cinara cedri
Lineage: Eukaryota; Metazoa; Arthropoda; Insecta; Hemiptera; Aphididae
Source: the annotation of a GenBank genome assembly
UUGCCGUGCCGUUUACCGCCUGUCGACCGCCGUUUGUGUUGACAAAACUUCUCCAUUUAUCCGUUCUUGUGGAUUGUUAAUUUGUUACUAAAGCUCGUGUUCUCCUAUUAAGUUCACAUUUACUUCCGCCAAAAUGUCCGGAGAAUUCUAUCUGCGUUAUUACAUCGGACACAAAGGUACGUAUUUAUUACUCGAAAAUUUGAUAAUAUUCACAACAAAAACCCUUUCCCUGGUGGGUCUCUCGGGUGGUUCUAUUUGUUGAUAACCCUUUAUUUCGUUUCGUUAUUCGCGGCUUUACGUUGCUAAUUUAAACAUCGAAUUAUAUUGAAAAACCUAUCGGAUUCACGAGAUAUCUGAAAUAGUUUUUUUUUAUUAAUGGCACCGUAGAAAUUUACGACACAUUUUUCAAUGUUGUUUAGUUGAAACGGAAAAAUCAUUCCCAGACUUUAUAAUUGAUACAUUAAUUUAAAUGCCUAUGACUACAUAACUGUGAUUGAAAUAUUGGUAAAAUGGACACAUCAUUUUCUUUGUAUAUGACGGUCAGAGGUAUUGAGUACUACUGAUAUUAAAAUUUAGUAUACCUACCCAUGUAUUUUAUUUUCAAUCUGUUUAAGUAAAAUUAUUGUUUUUAAUUUAGUGUCUCUAAAUAGAGCCUAAAAAUAAAAAAAUAGGUUGAAUGAAAUUGAAUUGGCAAUAGGAUUAAAAAAUAAUUGGUGUUACUGCACUUUUAAUUUUGUAGGAAAAUUUGGUCAUGAGUUCUUGGAAUUCGAGUUCCGUCCCGAUGGUAAACUGCGUUACGCCAACAAUUCUAACUACAAGAAUGACACAAUGAUUCGCAAAGAAGUAUACGUUCAUCAGCCAGUCAUCGAUGAGCUCAAGCGUAUUGUUUCAGAUUCCGAGAUAAUGCAUGAGGAUGAUGCCCUGUGGCCUCCACCAGACAGAGUCGGCAGACAAGAGCUUGAGAUUGUUAUUGACGAUGAACAUAUUUCGUUCACAACAUCAAAGACUGGAUCGUUGUUGGAUGUCAAUACAUCCAAAGACCCUGAGGGUCUGAGAACAUUUUACUAUCUUGUUCAGGAUCUUAAGUGUUUUGUAUUUUCAUUAAUAUCGCUGCAUUUCAAGAUCAAACCAAUUUCAUAAUUAGAUAUUUUUGAAUAAAUAAUAUUUAUUAUGUAAAUAACUUAUGGAAUAAACAUAUUUUUUACGGCAAAAAAUAUAAUGUUUAUUCUCGAAUAACAAACUCAUUUUUGUAUUAAUAAUAGUUGACAAAUGUUCCUGAAUUUUUUGUUCAAUGUAUUCAACAAUUUCCAUUUAUAAUUGGUCAGCUAAAUAUUUUGAAGUGUGAAUAAAUUUUAUAUAAACAACUGGGACAUUUUUCAUAAUGAUACAGCAUUAAGUAUUAUUGUAAAAAAAAAAAAAACAAAAAUUACUAAUACUGUAUUUAAAUUUAUUAAACAGUUAACAUUUUUGGAACAAUUCUCUUUUUUAAAAUAAAAUAAAUUUACAUUUAAUAAAAUAUGUAAUAAGUUUUUUUUUUUUUAUGAUAAUUGUUGAUAAAUUAGUAGUUAAUAAAUCUAUAAUACUUUUGAGGUUUGUCAUAUUUUCUAUUCUGUCAAAUUUAGAGACUAGUACUAUUCAUAUUUUUGAAUCAAGUUUUAUUCUAAUAUUCUAAUAGGGUGUCAUAUAGCUGUUAAACAAAGUAUCUAUGUUAUUAAAAUUAAAACUAUUGUCAAAAUCUGAAUUCUUUUAAAUUUAUAACGGUAUAAACUUUUGCGUUCCAAAUUUCUUAUAAUAUAGC